Molecule: messenger RNA, 1553 nt
Organism: Ipomoea triloba (trilobed morning glory)
Lineage: Eukaryota; Viridiplantae; Streptophyta; Magnoliopsida; Solanales; Convolvulaceae
Product: zinc finger AN1 and C2H2 domain-containing stress-associated protein 16-like
Exons: 2
Coding region: 279-1163 (294 amino acids)
Cellular component (GO): cytoplasm
Molecular function (GO): zinc ion binding
Source: RefSeq, a predicted model, not a curated record
GGACGUGAAGAUUUUGAUGCAGUCGAAGAUUCUAAUCCUCCGUUGACGUAAUUCGUACCGUCAAGUUGCAAAAUCGAAAAGAAAAACGAAAACGUCAAAUUACUACUCGGUCUACUGUGCAGAAGAAGUCGUCGAACGCGCAAUUUCUCUGAUCUAUCUCAAUUCGCAGACUCUUUUCUCUACGUGAAGGUGGAAUCCACAUUAUCGAGUUCACAGAAAUAUUCCCAAGAUUUGAUUUUUUUUUUCCUUCCUCGCACUGAUUUACGUGUUUACAGGUAAUGGGGACGCCGGAACUUCCAAACCUGGGAAAGCACUGCUCCGUCGACGAUUGCCGGCAGAUUGAUUUCCUGCCCUUCACCUGCGAUUGCUGUCAGAAGGUAUUUUGUCUAGAGCAUCGAAGCUACUUGAGGCAUCACUGUCCAACGGCCAAUAAAAACGAUGUUACGGUAGUUGUCUGUCCGCUGUGUGCUAAAGGUGUUCACUUAAUUCCAGAUGAAGACCCGAAUGUGACCUGGGAGUUGCAUGUGAACAUUGAUUGUGAUCCGUCAAACUAUGAAAAAUCCACGAAGAAGAGGAAGUGCCCUGUGCCUGGUUGCAAAGAACUCCUGACAUUCUCAAACACAAUUAAGUGUCGAGAUUGUACUCUAGAUCACUGUUUGAAGCACCGGUUUGGACCUGAUCACAAAUGUCCUGGACCUAGGAAACCCGAAACGUCUUUCCCAUUCAUGGGCUAUUUGAGUAAGAGUAGAAAGGACGAGACAAAGCAUGCUCCCGCUACUUCUUCCUCGAGCUGGGCCACCACUUUCCUCGGGGCAGCAUCUUCUGUUCGGGCAAAAGCUGGAGCUGGAAUGGCAAAACUGAGCACCGAGUUCAAUCAAGCACUGCAGAAAGGAAAAGACCGGGGCAGCCUUAACAGCCGAGCCACAAGACAAGCUGGGAAUACGAGUGGGAGUACCGGUGGAAACGUAGAACAAUGCCCACAGUGCAGCAUGCGAUUCUCCUCGGUUGUGGACCUCGUGGAUCAUGUCCAGAACGUCCACGAAAGGAAGAGCAUUACAAAUUCGACAGUUGACAUCUGCCCGAGAUGCAGUAAAGGUUUUCACGACCCAGUUUCCCUCGUGGAACAUGUCGAAAGGGAGCACAGGAACUUCACAAAGGUAUAGAGAACUCGAAGUUAAUAACAUGAUACAAAAUCCAAAGUGUCAUAUUUUCAACCUUUAUUUUUGACACAACUACACAUUUGUUCAAUUUUUGAGGGGUCUUUUCUUUCUAUGCCCAUUUGUUUUCAGUUUUUGUGUCACUUAUGUAGCUAUUAUGGUCUCUCUUAAUAUAAACAGAAAUCUACUGGCUUUUGGACAAUCUACAUGCAUACAUGGUGAAAGAUCAUAUAUUGGUUGAUCUUGAGCCUUGACUAUAUAGAGCAAAUAAAUAGGGGUGUAACCGAGUCGAGACGAGCUUGAAUAGUCAAAAUUUGAUGCUCAAGCUCAACUCAAGUUUGACUAAGCUCUAUUUAUUUAUUUAUUUGAAUUCAAGCUCGACUCAAGUUUGACUAA